AUGUCACAGAAUAGGACUGGGAUGUUUUCCAGCCUGCGUAUGGGCGAGGUGAUUCGUGAAAAGGUCCAGGAUGGCAUCACUGGAGAGACUCGUGAUAUGCAAUACACCCAGUGCAAGAUCGUGGGCAAUGGCUCUUUCGGUAUCGUCUUUCAGACCAAACUGUCUCCCGGAGGCGAAGACGCCGCCAUCAAACGCGUUCUCCAAGAUAAACGCUUCAAGAACCGUGAACUCCAAAUCAUGCGCAUAGUCCGCCAUCCCAAUAUCGUCGAGCUGAAAGCUUUCUACUACUCGAACGGUGAUAGGAAGGACGAGGUCUACCUCAACUUGGUGCUUGAAUAUGUCCCAGAGACCGUCUACCGUGCCUCGCGGUACUUCAACAAGCUGAAGACUACCAUGCCUCUCCUCGAGGUCAAGCUGUACACCUACCAGCUCUUCCGCUCCCUCGCAUACAUCCACUCACAGGGCAUCUGCCACCGAGACAUCAAACCUCAGAACCUCCUCCUCGACCCCAGCACUGGAAUCCUUAAGCUCUGCGACUUCGGCAGCGCCAAAAUCCUUGUCGAGAAUGAGCCAAACGUCUCUUACAUCUGCUCGCGUUAUUACCGUGCUCCAGAGCUGAUAUUCGGUGCUACCAACUACACCACCAAGAUUGAUGUCUGGUCCACUGGAUGCGUGAUGGGCGAGUUGAUGCUCGGCCAACCCCUUUUCCAGGGAGAGUCUGGCAUCGACCAGUUGGUUGAGAUUAUCAAGAUCCUGGGAACUCCCACCCGCGAGCAGAUUCGCACCAUGAACCCAAACUACAUGGAGCACAAGUUCCCCCAGAUCAAACCACACCCAUUCAACAAGGUCUUCCGCAAGGCUUCCCACGAGGCUAUCGACUUGAUCACUGCGCUCUUGGAGUACACCCCUACCCAGCGUCUCUCCUCCAUCGAGGCUCUCUGCCACCCAUUCUUCGACGAGCUCCGUGAUCCAAACACCCGUCUCCCAGACUCCCGUCAUCCAAACGCUCCUCACCGUGACAUGCCCAAGCUGUUCAACUUCACUCGUCACGAGUUGUCGAUCGCUCCCUCGAUGAACCACCGUUUGGUCCCACCACACGCCAAGGUUGAGCUCCAAGCCCAAGGCCUCGACAUCGACAACUUCACUCCUCUUAAAAAAGAGGAGAUGAUGGCUCGUCUUGAUUGA
Arthroderma uncinatum is the source of this 1185-nucleotide messenger RNA. RefSeq names its product protein kinase gsk3. Gene Ontology annotation, molecular function: protein serine/threonine/tyrosine kinase activity; ATP binding; protein serine/threonine kinase activity. Gene Ontology annotation, biological process: signal transduction; protein phosphorylation. The record is from RefSeq and is a predicted model, not a curated record. The coding region runs from base 1 to 1185 and encodes 394 amino acids. Lineage: Eukaryota; Fungi; Ascomycota; Eurotiomycetes; Onygenales; Arthrodermataceae. The transcript has 7 exons. Gene Ontology annotation, cellular component: cytoplasm.